Rubroshorea leprosula is the source of this 1508-nucleotide messenger RNA. The record is from the annotation of a GenBank genome assembly. NCBI's taxonomy places the organism in Eukaryota, Viridiplantae, Streptophyta, Magnoliopsida, Malvales, Dipterocarpaceae.
UCUAUCUGGAAACAAUGAGGGUGAGUCAAACCAUCAACAUGCUCUCUUAGAAGAAACAGAAUGUAGAGGUAAAGUUUUUACUUAAAAUGUUUUUCAAAUUUUAGGAUGAAUUUAUGUGAAUUUAUAACUUGUGAAUGCAUUUACUAUUAGCAUCAUCUCCACCACCUAAAAAGCCAAGACGUCCAACAUUGAUGUCCCACAUAUGGGAGUUGGAAAAAGGUGUCAAGGUCAACGUCAUAUUUGAUGCAAAUUGUCACCCAGUUGCUAUAAGGAAUGGAGGGGAUAUGCCUCAAAUUUAUAAGGAUGACAUGUGGAAGAUUAUUGAGUCCAAGUUCCUUAUUGAGGAAAGCCGCAAAGAGCAAAUCAAGAGUUGGAUUAUGACCGAUGUAAAUGAAAAAUGGAAAAGCUAUAAAAAUGAGUUAAAAAGUGCAGGAUUUGAUCUAUUGCUUAUAGUCGAUGAAAUGUAUGAAAAAAUUAAUGAUCCUCUAGUUGAUAAGGAGCAAUUUGAGGAAAGCUUUGCUGAUGGGAGAAAGCCAUCAAGGGUUGAACUCUACAUUCAAAGCCAAACAAAAAAAGAUGGGGGACCUGUAAGUGAAAAGGCAAGUCAAGUGAUGGGAUUUGACAAGAAAGGGAGAGUUCACUACUUAGGGAAGGUCCCAAAUUUGAAAAAAUCUGUCCCUUCCACAUCUACAGACAACAACGUUGAGCAAAGGUUAAGCGAGGUGGUGAGUAUGUUGAGUGGAUUAAUGCAACUAAUAAAGGCAAGAUUCCCUGAUGAGAAUAUCACAGAUAUUCUACAAGCUACCAACCAAUUAGCUUAUGCCAAUAGAUUGGAUAGAGAGGUUCUGGAUGCUAAUAGUAGGCAAGGCUUUUCUCUGAAUAAUCGUUUCUCUUCACAUUCAAGCCAUCACCUUUUGUCUCACCAAAAUGAAAGUAAUGAAGAAAAUGAUGAGCAAAGGAAUUGAAAGGAAUUGAAAGGCAUGUUUGUAUCUCCUUGCUAGACUGUUUUAAGACUUAUGAACUUAGCUUGACAUGUCCAUUUUCUUUUGGACAACUUAACAACUUUUGAUAUGAAAUACAAGGUAUUUUUUUAGAAUGUUAAUAGUCUUGAAGUUGUGUGUUGAUCUUUGAUGCUUAUUGAAAUUUAAUCAACUUUGGUUGCUUAUAUUAUUGUGGAAUUGGUUGCUACACUUGAAUUAACAAUAUGAAUAGUCUGUUUUAAUUGCUUGAGAUUCCUAGACAUAGAUUUGUCAAGUUCUGCCAACUGUAGUUUUACUUUUGUUUUGAGCCUUUAAUUCUAUUUGAAUGUUUACUUCUAAUUUUAUUGUCUCAAUUGUUGGAGCAUAGGUGGGGAUUAGCACUUUUUGUUCUUGUUAGUUUAAAGGUUUGAUUGGGAGAAAGGUUUGAUUGGGAGAAAAGUUAGAAGGAAGGAAGAUCUGAAUAGAAGUAAGAGCUUUUUGGAUGAAAGGUUGAAAGCCUUUUGGUUUAAAUAGAAACUUCCUUUUGUA